Messenger RNA from Rubroshorea leprosula, 1065 nucleotides. The record is from the annotation of a GenBank genome assembly. NCBI's taxonomy places the organism in Eukaryota, Viridiplantae, Streptophyta, Magnoliopsida, Malvales, Dipterocarpaceae.
UAAACUGAAUGGUCUUUGAUUUUCAUUCAUUUUUUAGCAAAUAUAUACAAGCUUAAACAUCCAAACUAAAACUAAAAAAAGAGAAAGCAAAGAUGGCGGAUUUUUAGAGGAAAACAGAUUUGGAUUUGAUGAGAAGAAUCCCACCCACGAGAUCAAGCUCCCACCAUUUCCUUCAGCAUUUCCCUAAAAGAACCUUAUGUUUCGAAGCUAACCUAUCAAGGAAGAACACCAAGAAAUGGAGCUCCUUUGAAUCCUACUCAGUCACACUUCUAGAAGGCUCAGCAAUUCCUUCUUUUAACCGCCGCUCUUCCUCCUUCAAAACUUCUCUUCUUCAGAUUUUUUGAUCCCCUCUUUUCCUAUUCCUAAAACCUCUGUUUACAUAGCAAGUAGGUGAGGGGCCAAGUAGGCUUUUCCUCCCAAGUAAGGGAAAAACCCUAGAAUCUAAAACCCUCAACAAGCCAAUACUCGUUGGAACUGCCCAUUUGGAUCUACAUAUCCCGGACUUUUGAAAUGUGAUUUUGGGCCUUGAUAUGCAGAAAGACAGCCCAUAUCAAAUCCCCUUUUAGCUGAAAGAAUGAUCUGAACAGAAACUGAUCAAAUCUGCAGUCAAACUGGGAGUUCUCAGGAAGCUUCUUCUCGGCGUCAUCGCGUGAAUAGCACCUCCGUUACCAACCAAUACAUCCGGCUUCAUUUGCUCCUGUUCUGCUGUUCACUCGCCGGGCGUAGGUGAUGCUGGACUGCGGCAGUGGUUCGAGAAGGUGAGUGUGGGUGACGGCUUCCCGAUUGACUGCAACCAAGGACUUUGAUGUGGAAGGGAGUCGGAGAUGGUGAGAUCAAAAGAAAGGAACCGACGAUUGUAGAAGGAGAAGGAGAAAGAAGAUGGUUGCCGGUGGCCUUUUGGGUUGGUGUUGGAUUGGGUUUGGCUUUAAUGGGCUCAUUAUUGAGAUUUGGGUUGGGUUUGUAAAUUUGUCUUGAUGAACUUCAUCCCUCCAACUUUCCAUUUCUUCAACUGAGUCCUUCUCUCAUCUUCUUUUCCAAUCCUCUUCAUAAAAUCCCAUUUUUGCU